Messenger RNA from Centruroides sculpturatus (bark scorpion), 3738 nucleotides. Its product is annotated as chloride channel protein 2-like. The record is from RefSeq and is a predicted model, not a curated record. Gene Ontology annotation, biological process: chloride transport; transmembrane transport. The transcript has 24 exons. Gene Ontology annotation, molecular function: voltage-gated chloride channel activity. Gene Ontology annotation, cellular component: membrane. Lineage: Eukaryota; Metazoa; Arthropoda; Arachnida; Scorpiones; Buthidae.
CCACCAUCGACUUACUAUCGGCCCUCUUCCUGUGACAUCACACACGAUCCAGUUCCGGUCUGAGGAGACUAGUUUUGUAUACCCAGCGUGGAUGGGUUCAGUCGGUGAAGUAGAAAGAGAGUGAGUAAGUGUGUACCUGAUGAAUAUCCAACAUUCGUCCAUCAUGUCUGACAAUAGGAAUAACAACCAACAUGCCAUGGGAUAUGAGCAUACUUUGAUGUAUGGCCAAUAUAAAGAGGAUCUAGAAGCGUAUGCAAAAGCGGAAGCACGAAGAAUAAAAUCACUUCAAAAGUUACGUAAAAAGGAAGAAGCAUUACGUCAAAAAGAAUUGCAAUCAUAUAGAAGUAAAUGGCAAAGGAAAUGUGCUGAUCAAUUUUCAAGAAUAUGGAAUUUGACUUUUGCCCGUGUUGGAGAAGAUUGGGUAUUUCUUGCAUUGCUUGGUAUUAUAUCUUCAUUACUUAGUUUUGCUAUGGAUCAUGCAAUAUCAAUAUGUCAGAGGACUCGGAUUUGGUUGUAUAGAGACCUAGCAUUACAUCCUGUUCUUCAAUAUUUAGCAUGGCUUGCUUUUCCUUUGACUUUAAUUUUAUUUUCUGCGGGUUUUGUACAUGUUGUAGCUCCACAAGCAAUAGGCUCUGGAAUACCUGAAAUGAAAACUGUAUUAAGAGGUGUUGUUUUGAAAGAAUAUUUAACCUUUAGGACUUUGGUAUCCAAGAUGAUUGGAUUGACUUGUUCUCUAGGAAGUGGUAUGCCAUUAGGAAAAGAGGGACCAUUCGUACAUGUUGCAAGUAUGGUAGCUGCAUUGCUGAGUAGAAUGGUGACUUCAUUUAAAGGAAUUUACGAGAAUGAGUCAAGAACUACUGAAAUGUUAGCAGCAGCUUGUGCAGUUGGUGUUGCUUGCAGUUUUGCUGCUCCAAUUGGAGGUGUAUUAUUUAGCAUUGAAGUAACAUCUGUGUUUUUUGCUGUGAGAAAUUAUUGGCGAGGCUUUUUUGCAGCAUGUUGUGGUGCUAUGGUAUGGAGGCUUUUGGGAGUCUGGUUUAAAGGCGAAGAAACAAUUACUGCUUUGUUUAAAACUAAUUUUCCUGUGGAUUUUCCAUAUGAUCCUAUAGAAUUAAUUGCCUAUUGCUUAAUAGGAAGUCUUUUAAUCAUUAUUUGUCUAAUAUUUUUUAUAACUAAAUAUUAUUAUAAACUGAUAAAUUUGCUAUCAUUUAAUUAAAUUUCUAACUCUUUUCAUGAUAGUCGAUUCUUAUAUCCUGCCAUUGUUACAACUAUCAUUGCAAGCAUCACCUUUCCAAAUGGAUUAGGUCAAUUUAUGGCUGCUGAGUUGACAACCCAUGAAGCAAUGCAUGAAUUAUUUAGCAAUAUUACAUGGAGUAGCAAGCAUCAAGAAGUAGAUGAUGCAAUUAUAGUUAGCCAUUGGUCAACACCACAUACAAGUAUUCAUAUUAAUUUGAUGAUAUUCAUUGUAAUGAAUUUUAUGAUGACAGCUUUGGCAGUUACUCUUCCAGUUCCUGCAGGAUUAUUUAUUCCCCUGUUUAAAAUGGGGGCAGCUUUUGGUCGUCUGGUUGGGGAGUGCUUGGCAAUUUGGUUACCUGAAAAUUUACAUUUAGGUGAUAGAGUAUUGAAGAUUAUUCCUGGUGGUUAUGCUGUUGUUGGUGCUGCUGCUUUAUCUGGAAGUGCUACUCACACCGUUUCCACAUCAGUCAUUGUUUUUGAAUUAACUGGUCAAAUGUCACAUAUAUUACCAGUAAUUGUAGCAGUUUUAAUAGCAAAUGCAGUCUCUCAGUCACUACAACCAUCUAUUUAUGAUAGUAUAAUUCAAAUUAAGAAGCUUCCAUAUUUGCCUCCAAUCAUAUCAACAUCAUCAGAAGCUCACAAUAUCUAUGUGGAAGAUAUCAUGGUAAGAGAUGUUGUGUAUGUUUGGCAGGGCAUAACAUAUCGAGAAGCAAAAGCUAUUUUGAAAGCCAAUAAGAGAUUGCAUUCAUUUCCACUUGUGGAAUCUUCUGAUUCCAUGAUCCUUCUUGGUUCCAUGCAAAGAAUGGAAAUUCUUCGUCUUUUAGAAAGACAUUUAGGAAGAGAACGCCGCCUGAAGGAAGUUGCAAGACGACAAUCAAAAGAUGAUGGAAUAUUGAAAGGAAUUCAAGAACAAAGAAGAACAUCUAGGUUUGAAAUCACUCCUGUUUCCUUUGUUGGAAAGCACUCUCCAAAAGGAUCUCCACCUCCUUCACCUCCUGCAACACCAACAACACCAAAAAAAUCCAUUUUAAAACAUUCUCCAAUGCAUUCCCCUUAUUCUACAAUUACAUCCAUGAGCAUAGCUUCACAUGAUUCCAGAUUACGACAAGCUUUUGAAGCUAUUUUUAGAAAGGCAUUGACAUUACAAGAUGCAUAUCCAAGUGACAAAGCAGAAGGAAGUGCUCCAACUACACCAACUAUGCCAAAAAGGGUUCAGUUGCCAAGGGAGAGAGUAAUUGAUAUGUCGCAAGAGGAGCAAUUAGCUUGGGAAGAAGAACAACUUAAUACAGCAUUAGAUCUCAGUAAAUGUCAUGUAGAUCCAGCUCCAUUCCAGUUGGUAGAACGUACUUCUCUUAUAAAGGUUCACUCCAUGUUUUCAUUGUUAGGAUUGAAUCAUGCAUAUGUCACUGCAACAGGAAGUUUAGUUGGAGUUGUUGCAUUAAAAGAGGUACGUCAAUCAAUUGAAAAAAUGCAUAGUGGGGGAUUUAUAAGAUCAACUCCCACUCCUUGUGAAGGUAGUGUCCUUUCGGGAAGUGGACAUCAUCAUUUAGACACAGCUUCAGAACCACCUUCUGAGGCACCUUCUGAAGCUCCUUCAGAAGCAGAUACACAGUCAGAACCAGAAGACAUUCCAGAACCACAUCGUCUUUCAAGUAUUCUCAGGAAUCAUAAGAGAAACAGUCAUAAUUCAACAUCACCUGUUUGAUGUGUUUUAUAAAUUUCCAACUUUUGUGCUCAACAAACUUUUAAGUAUCACUCCCACUUUAACUUUGUAUCAAACUUUUCUACUUAGUGUUUGCUUGUAUAUAGUUGUUCUUCCAGAAUUUGUCUUCAUGCAUGAAUUAAUUAUUUCAAGUAAAAGGGUCCCUUUUAUAUAUUCCAGGGGUUGUUUUUAGUACCAAAGGUGAAAGUUUAUCGUGCUGAAGAUACAAAGAAAAUUAAUGCAUUAGAUAUAUAAACUCUUAUGAAAUUGAUUAAUCAGUGCAGCAUAAAUCAUUGUGAUAUUUUAAAAUUUGUCAGUGAAAUGAUAAAAUAUUUCAUAUUUAAAAGAUAAAUUUAAUUCUAAAAGUGCCUUAUAUUUUAUUAAAAAUUUGUUACAGUUUGUUACAGUAAAAUUGAUUAUUAUUUUAGUAGUUAUUUCACUUUUUAUGUAUAGAAUUUUUGAAAUUAUUUCAACUGUGGUAAUAAUUGGUCUCAAUUAUUCAUAUUUCUAAUAUGGCAAAAAUAUUUUGUAGUUUUAACUUAAAAAAAAUAGUAAAAGUAAACAAGAAGGAAUAUUUAGUCAAAAGCACUUCAAAUAUAAUAAAUAUUCAAGUUUGGAUUGAUAUAUAAACUGAUUUAACAGUGUCUUUUUUUGAGAAGUUUUUUAGUGAAGUGUGUUUCAAAAUUUUGGGAAUUGUUCUUAAAAAUUAGUGUAAUUAAGAGAUGUGCCAUAUCUUUCAAGGAAUUUGAGCUGUAUAUGAGUAAGUUGAUAAAAUUUUCGACUUUAAUAAAUGAUAUUUAUUA